Molecule: messenger RNA, 1485 nt
Organism: Xenopus laevis (African clawed frog)
Lineage: Eukaryota; Metazoa; Chordata; Amphibia; Anura; Pipidae
Gene: msantd1.S
Product: Myb/SANT-like DNA-binding domain containing 1 S homeolog
Exons: 3
Coding region: 321-1088 (255 amino acids)
Biological process (GO): positive regulation of DNA-templated transcription
Cellular component (GO): nuclear body
Source: RefSeq, a predicted model, not a curated record
UGGCUUUCAGUUAAAAGGUUUUUGUUGUUGUAGCUUAUGCAGUUGCUCUGUUGCCAUGGGAACGUGACAUCAAAAUGACGUUUCCCUGUUUAAAAGCUUUUAACUAAAUUCCAGCCUGUCAGACGUAGGCCCCAUUUUAUGCUCUCAGACUUCAAGCUGUUGCAAAAGGGUUUCAUAUGUUCCCUUGUCAUUCACAGGUUGUUUUCUUUUUAUUCCCCCCCAGCCUCCCACAGACACGCAUGCCUAGCUGGGCAACAACUACUUAAAAAGCCCCAGAUAAACGGCCUCCUCUUUUAAAAAGCCUUUCAGCAGCAGGAGCAAUGGCUGCAGCUGAGAUUCCCAGUUAUAUUGUGUCGUCUCAGAGCGAGAAGCACAGGAGGGCCAGGAACUGGACUGAGGCAGAGAUGAGGGGCCUGAUGCUGGUCUGGGAGGAAUAUUUCGAGGAGCUGAAACAGACCAAAAGGAACGCCAAAGUUUACGAGCGAAUGGCGAACAAGCUCUUUGAGAUGACCGGGGAGCACCGCCACGGGGAAGAAAUCAAAAUCAAAAUUACAAACAUGACUUUCCAGUACAGGAAAUUAAAAUGUAUGACUGACGGAGAGACCGCCCCUCCAGACUGGCCUUACUUUAAAACUAUCGAUCGGAUCUUAUCCAAGCUGCCUGAGCACAACGAUAUAAAGCUUCAACCAGGGCCCUCCACCUCUCACACAGAGGCCUCACAGUCCCCCUCUGCCAAGUCAACUCCACUUUACUUGUCCUACAAUCAGUUCACUUACGAAGAAAGGGAAGACUGUUUUGAGGAUGACAAUUCAGACAGCUCUGCUAGUCUCCAGUCUUACAAACUGAGAUCGGGGGAGCGAGCAGUUAAGAGAAGAAAGCUGCAGGCCUUCAGUUUCCAGAGGAAGAAGUUAAAAGUGAUGGAGAGCAUGUUGGAAGAGCAGAAGAGGUUGAGCAGAGCCAUGGAAGAGACGUGCAGGGAGAUGCGCCGAAUACUGGAUCAGCAAAACAUCAUCCAAGUGCAAAGUCUGCAGCUACAGGAAAGGAUGAUGAACCUGUUGGAGAAAAUGGUCUCUAAGUCAACUCCAUGACUCACUGUAGCACGGAGAGCCCUAAAGACAAUGUUCAGAAGCCUGAACAUAACAUUUCCCCAUUGAUUAAUAUGGAACCCAUGACAACACUGCAUACAAAGAUAACAUGGAGUCAUCUUGACAUAAAGACUCUUCACACUAUUAAUCACUACAGACUCUCUGUAGUCUUAUCAUUCAGUCUUUGAAACUAAUAGAUACAGCCUGUUGCUGAAGAUGAACAAUGUCUCCAUAAAGAGCGGCACAUACAAUUCUUGUUGCUUUUCUUACAAACGUUGCCCCCUAUUGCCUUCAUUUGACUGAUCUGACUUUGACUUGUAGCUUAGUCUUCUCUGUGAUCUCCAGUUGGCUGAGGUUGGCUCUUGUGUGUUACCUGCAAGCGUCGUUUCAUUCAGACAUA